Messenger RNA from Phoenix dactylifera (date palm), 1495 nucleotides. It is a transcript of the gene PUMP1, whose product is annotated as plant uncoupling mitochondrial protein 1. The record is from RefSeq and is a predicted model, not a curated record. Gene Ontology annotation, biological process: transmembrane transport. Lineage: Eukaryota; Viridiplantae; Streptophyta; Magnoliopsida; Arecales; Arecaceae.
ACUAAAAGGGCGCGACGAGGAUUCGCGUGAAUGGAGAGUGGUGAUCCAAUUGUAUGCUGCUUUCCAUGAAGCCAUCUCUCGGGCGCCAAAUCCCUUCAUUUCCCCUUCGCCGAUAGAUUCCUCCCCACCUCUCCGUCUAAUACAUUUUCGAACCCCUUCCCUUCUCCUCGUAGAUCCCUAAUCCCAUUCGUCUCCCGGAUCCAUCCAUCCCGCCGAUCUCUCCGGCAUCUGAUCGCCGCCGCCGGCUGGUAACGGUUUCUCGGCAACCAUGGUGGCCGACCAUGGCUCCAAGACCGAGAUCUCGUUCGCUGGAAGAUUCGCGAGCAGCGCCAUCGCCGCCUGUUUCGCCGAGCUCUGCACCAUUCCCCUGGACACUGCAAAAGUCAGGCUUCAGCUACAAAAGAAAGCAGCUACGGGGGAUGUAGUGGCUAUACCUAAGUACAGGGGAAUGCUGGGUACUGUUGCAACAAUCGCCAGGGAGGAAGGCUUGGCUGCACUUUGGAAAGGCAUCAUACCUGGGCUGCAUCGUCAGUGCGUUUUUGGAGGGCUGCGGAUCGGAUUGUAUGAACCAGUUAAAUCUUUCUAUGUUGGUGACGAUUUUGUUGGAGAUAUUCCUUUAUCCAAAAAAAUUCUUGCUGGGCUUACAACUGGUGCCCUUGCAAUUAUAGUGGCAAAUCCCACCGAUCUUGUCAAAGUACGACUUCAAGCUGAAGGAAAGCUUCCACCUGGUGUACCAAGACGCUAUUCAGGAGCAAUGAAUGCUUAUCACACAAUAGUUAGACAGGAGGGACUUGGGGCUCUCUGGACUGGGCUUGGUCCUAAUAUUGCACGCAAUGCUAUAAUUAAUGCUGCUGAAUUGGCAAGCUAUGAUCAAGUUAAACAGACAAUAUUGAAGAUUCCUGGGUUCACAGAUAAUGUUUUCACUCAUCUUUUAGCUGGUCUGGGGGCUGGCUUUUUUGCUGUCUGUAUUGGUUCUCCUGUUGAUGUGGUGAAAUCGAGAAUGAUGGGAGACUCAUCCUACAAAAGCACACUUGAUUGUUUCAUCAAGACACUGAAAAAUGAUGGACCUUUUGCUUUCUAUAAGGGUUUUAUUCCAAAUUUUGGUCGGCUAGGUUCAUGGAAUGUGAUUAUGUUCUUGACUUUGGAGCAGGUCAAGAAGUUCUUUGCGAGAGAAGUGCGAAGUUGAUACAUUAACUUAAGGAGGAGUUUAAUAAAGUUUAUUUUGGCAAUGUAAUCAGCUAACUCAGGCAAAUAAUAUCAAAAUCCCCAAAGCAGCGCUGCUGUGAUUCAUGAACAUUUUGAACUCAGAGAGCUUUUGUUCUAGAACAUAAAAAUUUUUAAAAUCUGUGUUAUGUCAUUGUCUCAUCAACCAAUUUCUGGGUAUGCAAAGCGUCAAGCAGAUGAAGUUGUUGCUUGGUUUGCUAAACUGGAAAUUGGAAUAAUCUCUUCUAUGUUUGAACUUCAAUUUUAUUUGAUUCAUCUCAUGGGUUUGCAU